AGAAAAAACAAAUCUCUUACUCGGAGCGCGCGUUUCUAAUACUUCAACACUUACAUUCAAAAAUUGAAAUUUUUCUAGGGUUCUUACAUUGGCUCCAGAAAGUUUCAUUUCUAGGGCUCAAUUUUUUACGAUUUUAUUUCUAAUUCUUCAAAAAUUCAAAGUAAAUUCAUAUCGUCAAUUUCUUCCCAAUACUUUUUCCUCUUCUUGGAUGCUUAAUUGAAAAAGCUAUGGUUCGCAUUGUGAAACGUGAACCUGUGAAUACUCGAAGUAGCGGCGGAGUAGCGGCGAGCACUAGCAAUGGCCAUAACGACGGUUCUGUAGAGGUAGAAGCUGCUGGACGACUUCGUUUAAAGCUUCCCGAAGAAACUACGAUCCUAAAACGCGAAAAAGUUAGUACUCGUAUUCGUCAAAAUAGAGGAGCAGAGAGUAAUGGAGAAGUAUCAACAGACGAAGGCACUGUUGGAAUACGCAGAGUUCUUCGAUCUCAUUAUCUCUCCGUUAAGUCUCGUAUUUCUGAUGAGAGAGAUGAUAUAUCAAAAGUUGAUUCAGAUAAAUUCAAGUCAAUAAUUGAGGAAGUCGAAAGACUACAUCAGCGUGUACAAAAACCUAGGGAACAAGUUGCGGAUGCAGAAGCCCUGUUGGACAUCACGAACACGCUGGUGACUUCGGUGAAGGCCCAUGGUAAUGAAGGAGUGACUCCUUCAGAUUUUGUUAGUUGCCUACUAAGGGACUUUGGUCAAGAAGGUGGAUCUAGCAGUAUAACAGGAGAGGAUAGGGACUCAAUCUGCUGGAAGUACAUCGGCUGUGUAGUCUCUCAUGUUUUCAGGAGUGCUCCUUGUUGCUGUACAAUGAUAGGGCCUAUGAAUACUGAAGUGAAGCAACGCAAGACUGUCGUUCACAGAAAGCGUAUGAGGCCAACAGAACGUGAACGCCCUGAGGAGCUUGAAGAAACUGUUGAUGAGGAGAAGACAGACACUGACAAGAACAUGGCUACAAUGUUUCAAAUUCUGAGGAAGCACAAGACUGUCAGGCUUGAAAACUUAAUACUGAACAGAAAGUGCUUUGCACAGACAGUUGAAAAUUUAUUUGCCCUAUCAUUUCUAAUUAAAGAUGGGCGAGCUGAUAUUACCAUUGAUGAAAAAGGCUGUCAUCUAGUUUCACCAAGGAAUGGUCCCGCUGCUAAUGCAGUCCUUUCUGGGGAGGUUUCUUACAGCCACUUCGUCUUUAGAUUUGACUUUCAGGAUUGGAAGCUUAUGUUGGGGUCAGUUAAUGCUGGAGAAGAAUUAAUGCCACUCAGAACUGAAGCUGCGAUACCAACAGCAUCAACCUCUGAAGCAACUGAACGACCUGUGCCAACUACACCAAUAAGGAAAUUGACUAGGAAUCGGGGUCUGGUUUUUCAGGAGCAGACUGUUGUUGAAGAAUCCCCAGAAAGUGACAAUUGCCAAGGAGCUGCUGCUGACCGGAAAGGAAAGCGAAAACUGACAUAAGAUUGACUGGCUGCAGCUUGUCAACUCUGAAGUGAUGCGGGAAGAGCAUUCUGCUAUUUUGGGGGGAAUUCAAAAUUAUUUGAAUUUGGUAGAGUUUUCUUUUUGGUUUCCCUUUGGACCUAGAGGUACUUAUUUUUAAAAAAUGUAUCUAAUGUAGAGGUACCAAAUGCACAUUCUCUUUGUCUAUCUAAUGGAUAAUAUUGUACAGA
This is a messenger RNA of Nicotiana tabacum (common tobacco), 1699 nucleotides long. RefSeq names its product non-structural maintenance of chromosomes element 4 homolog A. Gene Ontology annotation, biological process: DNA repair. Gene Ontology annotation, cellular component: Smc5-Smc6 complex; nucleus. The record is from RefSeq and is a predicted model, not a curated record. NCBI's taxonomy places the organism in Eukaryota, Viridiplantae, Streptophyta, Magnoliopsida, Solanales, Solanaceae.